Symbiodinium sp. CCMP2456 is the source of this 1014-nucleotide messenger RNA. The record is from the annotation of a GenBank genome assembly. NCBI's taxonomy places the organism in Eukaryota, Dinophyceae, Suessiales, Symbiodiniaceae.
AUGCGGGCUCCAAUGUCGCCUGACUGGCAGAGGAGCCAUGUGGCGGAGAGCCUGUUUAGCGGUGAGCUCCGCCUUUUUGACGGUACCAGCCCCACCAAAGUGGCGGUAGCCUUGGACAACGUGGCUGCGACCUUAGAGAAAGACCUCGAGGAAGAGCGCAGGGAACGCAAGGAGCAGGUGGGCUUUCUGAACCGGAUCUGCCUGAAGGAGCGGGAGCUUCUGAUAGGUCGGGCAGAAGCCUUCCAGAGGCAACUGGCCGAGGCUCAGGAGCUCUGGGAGAAGGAAAGAGUCCUCUUCCAGGAUCGUCUCGCCGCUUCCGAAGCCGUGGCUGGAGCUCAACCCGAGCUCCGGGCACUCAGGCUCGAGCUCGACGGCUCCAAGAAGGAGUCAGCUCUCAUGCGAGCCGAGAUGAAGGAGCUUAAGGAAGAGCUGCGGGUUUGCCAAGCCCAGCGCGACGCGGCGGUCUCGUCCUUUCAGGAGGUGCAGGCGAGGCAGUUCUCACGCGAGGCGGAGGCCACCAAUCGUCUGCGGAGCGAGUAUGCCGAGCAGCGGCAGGUGUUUCUUGAAGAGGCAUCUGUUGAAGUGGCUGCGCUGCGGCAGCAACUCCAGACUCUGAAGCAGGAGAAGGACCAUGCUGCAGCAGAACUUCAGAAGGCGCGCCAAAGCGAGGAGGAGCUGGCGGCCACGCUGAGGCAGGAGAGCGAGGAGGAGAACCAGAGUGCGCUGAUGAGGGCCAUUUGGCAACUGCAGGUGGCGGACGACUGCGUGGUGUCCUUGCAGGGCCGCUUGCAGGAGGAGUCUGAGAACUACACCGCCUUCCACUGCGAGCUGCUAAGUUGUCGCCAAGAGCUGACGGAGGAAGCCACUAGCUCAAGACGGCUUGCCGCGGCGCUGUCGGCAAGCGAGCAGGAGCAAGAGCUUCUGGAAAAGAAGGUUCAGACCCUCGAGUCAUCGCUGAGGGGCGACGAGAGCCGCAGCUCGGACAUGCCGGAGACCUCCCGCGAGCGUCAGCAG